Molecule: messenger RNA, 3476 nt
Organism: Carassius carassius (crucian carp)
Lineage: Eukaryota; Metazoa; Chordata; Actinopteri; Cypriniformes; Cyprinidae
Product: zinc finger protein 408-like
Exons: 4
Coding region: 302-3202 (966 amino acids)
Source: RefSeq, a predicted model, not a curated record
UAUAUUCGGGCAUUUUGUACCGGAAGUAUCGGAUGGACAGUGGCUCACCUUAUUUCUUACAUAUGCUUGCGCAACCUGAUUUGAGCUUGAUUCGUGACUAAACCAUUUUAACACUGGCAGCUGUUACAAUCACGCAUUAUACAUUUGUGGUUUGUUGUCCUAAUAGAUGUCGCUGAGCAGUUAAUAAACCCGGCAUGAACUGGGAUUGAUUGUUGCAUUCCUGAACAGUAACGUUAGAUCCUGAAGCGAAGCUGCUUUCAAAUGCUCGUCGAAGACUUCUAGGUAAUAUGAACGAAGCACCAUGUCAGAGUUUACCCUCGAUAUCCAGCUGACAGAGUUGGGUUUUUCAAACUGGAAUUUUCCUGUCUGUGAACCACCGAGUGUUAAAGAGAACAUUUUGCCCACCCAGAAUGUCACUGAAAAGCCAGAACCAGAGACUGAAACGCCUGCAAACGGUCAUGAAGAAGCCUGCAGUGUUGCGAGUGCAUCGGCGGACAAAAGCUUUCUACAGGACCAUCAGUAUUCCACUCCUUUCAAAGAUAACUCUUCAAGUAAUAGAGAAACCGCUCAAAGCGAUUCCAAAAUCAUUUCCACAGAGCACAAGGAUAAAGUCAUUUGCAGUUUGUGGAAAAGAGGAAGAAGACUAGAGGGGACAGAACAGGGACAUGAUGACGUAGAGCAAAACGGGAAAGAGGGAAAGGAAAAUAAGGAACAGAAAUAUUCAGAGUUGAGCCAGGAAGCCUCUGAUCUCAUGACAGAUGAUGCUAUGUCUAGUGAGGAGAAGACAGACGAGGAUGCAGAAUUAGUUUUGACUGAGGAUGAUGUUGAGGAGGAAGAUGAUGAUUGUGAGAAGGAAGAAGAUGAUGAUGGUGACGACGGUGGUGUUUCCUGGUCAGAGACAAAUGGAUCUGGAGAGAAUGAAGAGAAUCGCUGCCAUGUAUGUGAUCUCACCUUCUCCUCUCUCUUCUUACUCAGAGAACAUUUAAAUAUGCAUACGGGUGUUCGCCCCUACCGCUGCGAUGAAUGUGGCAAGCAGUUCUGCCAGUUAGUCAAUUACCGCACGCACCUUCGCUCCCACUCCCAGAAGGCCUCCAUCCACUGUCGCGUUUGCUCAAACGUCUUUGAGACCGAGGAACAGCUCCAGCAGCACUUGGACACCAACCAUUUUGAGAAAGAGUUCUAUCAGUGUGAUUUUUGCAAGCAGAUUUUCACUGACUUGGACGUAUGCAAGGCUCAUGUCGAAGCACACAGGCAACAGGCAAAGCGACAUUUGUGCCUCAAAUGUGGCACCAGUUUUCGCCUUCGCAACUCGCUGCUCCGCCACCUAGAAUGGCACAGCAGAGGCAUCUUCUCCUGCUCGGACUGUGAUCGGACCUUCUCCAGCAAGGCUUCUUUGUUACGCCACAGCUUCUCUCACUUGGGCGUCUUACCGUAUACAUGCCUGAAGUGCAAACGCCAUUUCCGUUUGCCUUCUCUCUACCACAACCACGAGUGUAAGCCAGAGAGUAUCCAGUGCAUGGCGUGUUUGGUUUUCUUUCAGAGUCAGGAGGACUUUGAUAAGCAUAAGAAGGACACAGGAUGCUGGGGUCAUCAAGGGGCUUUGUCUUCCAAGACAGACGAGAUCCGCUGCAUGGAGUGUGGCCAAGUCUUUGCAAGCAUUGAGGAAUUAAAGAAGCAUGGAAGCACUCACCAGAGGGUCCUAAAAUGUGCUGAAUGUGGGAUGGGUUUCCGCUCGUCACUUAUGCUUAUGUCACACAUGGGAGGGCAUGCGGGACAGCGGCCAUGUCUCUGCCAGGACUGUGGCCUGGGCUUCCCUCAUCAACAGGGUUAUGACAGCCACCUGAAGACAUGUGGAGUUGUGACACCUCCAGUGGCUGCUGUGAAGAAACCAAAACCAAAAGCAGGUCCCUCUCCACAAAUAAUCCAACAAAUAACUCCUAACAUAAUCAUCCAGACUGUUGCUCGGGCAUCAACGCCUGCUACAUUCCCCAGUAGCUUGAAGGAAGUCCACAUGGUUCCAUUCGGGGACAAGAACAAGCCUGCUGAUGGUAGGUGGAAGCUUACUUUAAAUAAACAGCCUCCUCCAGGUAUGCCUUUAGUCAUGCUUCUGCCAGUUUCCACUACAAAGUACUCCUCUACCUCAGAUCCUACCCAGAGCUCCAAAAACUUUUUACCAUCCUCUCUGGUCUUAGAAACACCCUCAUCUGCUCCACGUGUUGUUUCCAUGCCGGUGGUCCCAUACGGCACUGCCAUUAGUACAGAGGCAGAGAAAGACAACGUAGAGUCCCGCAGAACCAACAUUCCUUCAAAUACACUCAUUCCUGAGCAAAUUCAUGACAGUAGCUCAAAGAAGAGGUGGACCGUUUUAGAAGAUCAGGGCUCUCUUCAAGUGUUUGGUGCAGAAAAUAUAAAGGCAGGUGAACAGGCUGCAGUAGUAGCAAAUCAGGAAAUGAACAUUACUGCUCAAGUAGGAGCAGAGAAUGAACAGAAAACUUCAAAUUUGAAGCCUAAUGCGCUGUGCAUUAAAAAAACGCUUCAAUGGAGUCCAUCGGAUACUGCAUCUCUCAAUCUCACAUGCCCCGUGACACCAUCAUGCCUAAAGGAGGAGAAGGAUGAUAGUGACAGCAUCAAGAAAAGGUCUUCAGAUUUGAAGGACCUCGACUCCCUGCCUGUAAUGGCAGGAGUAGAAGUUUGUGCCCCUUUAAAAAGAAAAUCAGAAAAGAAGACACUGGAUUCUUCACAAACAGGGUCUCAUAAUCUAGUUUCAGAUUCUUCGGAAAUUACUUGCCACAAAAAGACCAGCAAUGAUCAGAUAUUUUUCAAAGAAGUGGUGUCAUCUGACAGGAUGUGUGCCGAGUCGCAAAUGGAAUUUACCAUGACGGGGGACAAAUCAGAAAACUGUCUGCAGGGGCAAAAUGAAUCUGGAUUCGAUGUAGAGGUGGAAAUGAAUGAAGAUGUGGAGUCGAGCAGCAUGGAAGUGGAGAUUGGGGAUGAAGACAGCGGAGUUGAUAUGUUGGAAGGUAUGCUUCAUGAGUGUGUGACCUGUGGACAAGUCCUUCCUGAAAAGAAUAUGAUCCAGCACUACAUGAAGCAUGCGGCCGACAGUCCUGAGCUCUCUCCUAACUGUGCCUCUCACACUACAGAACAAUCUCCUCCAUGUAGUCCAUCUAGAAAAAGACUACGAUCUGGCACAGAGUUUUGACCCUUAGUUUAAAAGUAUUUCUUUUUUGUCAUUAUUAUUAUUUUAAAUUGAUUUGCUGUUAUUGAUAUUACGCAAUCUUUACUUCCAUUCCAUUUACUUGGAAAACAGGGGCCACAAUCAUUUUGACCAAAUUAAAAUUUGGGAAAGAUUGGUGUUUCUUAAAACCAAGUGUGUUUUGAAUGUGUUAUACUUUUGACAUUUCUUUCAAGUAUCUUAUUUAAUUUUCACAUUGUCAUAUAAGAUACAAUAAAUGUAGAUUGGAAAAUUGGAAAAA